UCAGUGUGUAUGUAGUAGGCCUGGCUUGGGGCCCUGGGCCUCGGCGUCCUCCUUGGCGUCAACCGCGUCAGCCUGGAUGCCUCCAGUUGAUCCAAGCAAGUGCAACUGGUUUUACGGAUCUAGGAUCCUGUUUGACCAGAAUAAAGGCUUGAAAAAGAGAAUAAAGAAGCAGUUCGUUCUCUGCACGCAACACCUAAGAGCCCUUCGUGGUCCUCCCGGGGGCGGAGAGCUAGGCGGCAGCGCGGCGCGGGCUCGGUGGAGCGGCCCAUGUCCGGCGCGGGUGAAGCCCUCGUUCCCGGGCCCCAGCGCGGGGCCGAGGCGGGCGGCGGCCGGCUGGGCGCCCCAGCCCAGGAAAAAUGUGAUAAAGAAAAUACUGAGAGAAAUAUAACUCAAGCUACCGAUAGCUGCUUCACACAUGGAGAGAUGCAAGACCAGUCCAUUUGGGGAAACUGUUCAGAUGACGAACUCAUCCGAACUCAACCCCAGCGCUUGCCUCAGCUUCCAACAUGCUCACAGGAACCAAGUGAGGAAGAAACCAGCAAGAUAAAGAACGGCCACACAAGUCUGAGCAAUGGAAAUGGAAUUCACCAUGGGGCCAAACACGUAUCUGCAGAUAAUCGAAGACUUUCAGCACCUGUUUCUCACAAAAUGCAUAGAAAAAUUCAGUCCAGCUUGUCUGUAAACAGCGAUAUCAGUAAGAAGAGUAAAGUAAAUGCUGUCUUUUCCCAAAAGACAGGCUCUUCACCUGAAGACAUUGUGGUUGAAACCUCAGACUGGCCGAAAUCCUCAAGGGAGAGAAUGUGGAGCCAUAGGAGUGCAAAGAUCUGAGGUCAGAGAGAGGCGAAAAGAAACUCCACUGAGGCAGGACUGGAACUCAGAACUUUUG
Leptonychotes weddellii (Weddell seal) is the source of this 886-nucleotide messenger RNA. The record is from RefSeq and is a predicted model, not a curated record. Lineage: Eukaryota; Metazoa; Chordata; Mammalia; Carnivora; Phocidae.